Molecule: messenger RNA, 2393 nt
Organism: Chinchilla lanigera (long-tailed chinchilla)
Lineage: Eukaryota; Metazoa; Chordata; Mammalia; Rodentia; Chinchillidae
Gene: Arl4a
Product: ADP-ribosylation factor-like 4A
Biological process (GO): intracellular protein transport; vesicle-mediated transport
Cellular component (GO): cytoplasm
Molecular function (GO): GTPase activity; GTP binding
Source: RefSeq, a predicted model, not a curated record
GGGUGGGCCGGAAGGAAUGGGCGUGGCCGGAGUCGGAGUCCAAGGUUUCCAGCGCAGCAACUGCCAGAGCUGCGUGGAGGUCUGAGCAGAGCGGACGUGGGGCGCUUCCCUCCCACGGGAAACGCCUGCCAAUGCUUCCUCACUGGGACGCAGACUCCGCUUUUGGAGCUGUCUUGUAGCUGGAUCAGCAAGGAGGAGAAAUUCUAAAGCAGUCAGAAGAAAGUGUUUCGGUUUGUGACACUUACUUGCCCCUGGAAAUGGGGAAUGGACUGUCAGACCAGACGUCUAUCCUGUCCAGCCUGCCUUCCUUUCAGUCUUACCACAUUGUUAUCCUGGGUUUGGACUGUGCUGGAAAAACAACAGUCUUAUACAGGUUGCAGUUCAACGAAUUUGUAAAUACUGUACCUACCAAAGGAUUUAACACUGAGAAAAUCAAGGUAACUUUGGGAAAUUCUAAAACAGUCACUUUUCACUUCUGGGAUGUAGGUGGUCAAGAGAAGUUAAGGCCCCUAUGGAAGUCUUACACCAGAUGCACAGAUGGCAUAGUGUUUGUUGUGGACUCGGUUGAUGUUGAAAGGAUGGAAGAAGCCAAAACUGAACUUCAUAAAAUAACUAGGAUAUCUGAAAACCAAGGAGUCCCUGUACUUAUAAUUGCUAACAAACAAGAUCUGAGGAACUCCCUGUCUCUCACAGAAAUUGAGAAAUUGUUAGCAAUGGGUGAAUUGAGCUCAUCAACUCCUUGGCAUUUGCAGCCCACGUGUGCAAUCAUAGGAGAUGGACUAAAAGAAGGACUGGAGAAACUGCAUGAUAUGAUAAUUAAAAGAAGAAAAAUGUUGCGGCAACAGAAGAAGAAAAGAUGAAUAUUGCUGCCUUUUAUAUCUGUGUGGAGUAGGUUUCCUCUGGUAUGAUUUUGACAAACGCAAGAGUGUCUGCAGCCCGGGUUGCCUGUUUGCCCUCCUGGGUGCUGUUAAAGCUUUGUUUUGUUGAAUAGUCAGAUGCCCAACUCCGUUUCCUUGUGGAAGAUGAGCAAAUGCAGUGCUUCUUCAAGAGGUCUCUUCUCCCUACCCCAUGUCUUCUGGUACUACCACUUUGGGAAGGCAAGCAAGCAUAGUAGAUUGACCAGAAAACAGUUGUGGAAAUUUGAUCUGAAGUUAAUGAAAUAAAACUUUGCAGAGUGUCUGUUAGUGUUUUGUGCUUGUAUCUUUUAGGGGGAAGCCUUUUCAGAAAAAUUGCCUACAAGGCUUUGUAUGUUAAGAUAAAAUGCUGAUGAAUGGAAAUGUUAAGGUAGAUUAACACACACACACACACACACACACAUUGAUCUGUAUUGAUUGUGCUGGGACAAGAGGAAGUGUUUACUUUUUUAAGUUUUGGCUGGAUAGUUUUUAGCCUUUUCUGGAAUCAAUGCUGUCUCUUAAUUCUAGACAAUGUUUUUUUCUAAAGUUGGUCUAACAUUAAUAAAAAUAAGGUGUUUGAGGUGUCUUCAAGUGCAUGGACUAGUUUUGACACAGCAUGUUUUGGUGUGUAGUUUACUUUUUAGAAAUAGCUAUGCAUCUUCCUAUACAGUUUUAAAACAUUUUUGGGAUUUGGGGCUAAUAUAGAAAUGGUUGUCAGAAGCACUUUCACAUGAAGAACUUAAAAUCUACUUGACUCUUGUAUAGUAAAGAUGGGCAUGUAGAUUAAUUCUAAAUACAUAUGCUUGGAUAUAUAUGGAUUUAUGAAGAAAGCAAUUGUUAAAUUCAGUCAAGAGGCUAUAAUUAGAAUAAAUACAUAAUCUCUAGUUAAAAGACAUUUGUUAAUAUUUGCUGGCUGAAAACAGAUGUGUUUUUCAUAUAUUUUUGUAGUAUUUUGGGAGGAGCAAAAGCUUUACAAAACAACACCCGAUAUGCUGUGGAAUGAAAAUACAAGAUGCCUAUAUGCGUUCUGAGCUUUAAUUUUUUUGUUUACCAGCUGAACAGUAUUACUAGGCCUGUGCAGUCCUGAUUAUGGGAAGAAAUGAUACAGUACUGCAGAUAAGAAAUAUGAUUAUAGAACGUGAAGGGGGAAGUAGGAAAGCUGUUUUAUGAAGAUUCACUGGUGCUGUUUCCAUUGUAAUAAACAUAAAACUUUACAAGGAGGAAAGAUCUUUAUUUAAUUCUUCCAGGGAGAAAUUUAAUUCCAGUAUUCCUAUAUUGGCAAAUAUAUAUUUAUUUCCUAUUUGUAAAGCCAACAGCUGUUUAUCCUGAAGUCACCAAGAGAAAUGCACUUUGCUAGCAGGUUUUGGGUUUUUAUCUUUGGUUUAGGUUUAAGUUUUGGGUUCUUUUGGUUUUCCAAUGGCACAAUUUAAAAUUUUGGAAACUUGGUUCUUGUUACACACAAAAUAAAGUAGCUUCCUGUGGAGCUUUCAUGUUAAA